Brassica oleracea var. oleracea is the source of this 1810-nucleotide messenger RNA. RefSeq names its product metal transporter Nramp1-like. NCBI's taxonomy places the organism in Eukaryota, Viridiplantae, Streptophyta, Magnoliopsida, Brassicales, Brassicaceae. Gene Ontology annotation, biological process: metal ion transport. The record is from RefSeq and is a predicted model, not a curated record. The transcript has 11 exons. Gene Ontology annotation, cellular component: membrane. Bases 103 to 1662 code for a protein of 519 amino acids. Gene Ontology annotation, molecular function: manganese ion transmembrane transporter activity; cadmium ion transmembrane transporter activity.
UCUCCUUAAAGCUCGCCUCAGGUUUACCUAUAUAUACGUACUUGCUCACUUUCUUUUAUCAAUACUCAAAAUCAUUCACAGAGAAAUUUCUUAGUAAGAGAGAUGGCUAUGGCGGAUGUUUCUGGACCUCAAUUGAUUUCUACCACCGGCGAUGCUGAUUCUGAUCAGAUUAUUGUCCCUGAGAAUAAGAGCUGGAAGAAUUUAUUUGCCUACUUAGGACCUGGUUUUCUUGUUUCAAUUGCAUAUAUUGAUCCUGGAAACUUUGAGACUGAUCUACAAGCAGGAGCACAAUACAAGUAUGAGUUACUUUGGAUCAUAUUGGUGGCUGCUUGUGCGGGUUUGGUGAUUCAAUCUCUAGCUGCAAAUCUUGGUGUUGUCACAGGAAAGCAUUUAGCUGAGCAUUGUAGAGCUGAAUACUCGAAAGUCCCAAACUUUUUGUUAUGGGUUGUUGCUGAAAUUGCAAUAGUUGCUUGUGACAUUCCAGAAGUAAUCGGAACAGCUUUUGCUCUGAACAUGCUCUUUAGCAUACCGAUAUGGAUUGGUGUUCUUCUUACAGGCUUAAGUACACUGAUGCUUCUCGCACUUCAACAAUACGGAGUAAGAAAGCUGGAGUUCUUGGUUGCAUUUCUUGUGUUCACAAUAGCUAUAUGCUUCGUCAUUGAGCUACACUACUCAAAGCCAGACGCAGGAGAAGUCCUACAUGGUCUCUUUGUUCCACAACUCAAAGGAAAUGGUGCAACUGGUCUUGCAAUCUCUUUGCUUGGAGCUAUGGUUAUGCCGCACAAUCUCUUCUUGCACUCUGCGUUGGUUCUCUCGAGGAAAAUCCCACGUUCAUCUACUGGCAUCAAAGAGGCUUGUAGGUUUUACUUGAUAGAAAGCGGACUGGCUCUAAUGGUGGCCUUUCUUAUAAACGUCUCUGUGAUAUCAGUAAGUGGUGCUGUUUGUAAUGCCUCGGAUUUAACCCCCGAAGACCGAGCUAAAUGUGAGGAUUUGGACUUAAACAAGGCUUCGUUUCUUCUACGGAACGUUGUGGGUAAAUGGAGUUCAAAGCUAUUUGCCAUCGCACUUCUUGCUUCCGGACAGAGCUCAACUAUAACCGGAACAUAUGCUGGACAAUACAUCAUGCAAGGGUUUCUUGAUCUAAGACUUGUUCCAUGGCUCAGGAACUUCCUAACAAGAUGCUUAGCUAUUAUCCCGAGUCUAAUCGUUGCUCUCAUUGGUGGUUCAGCUGGAGCUGGAAAGUUAAUCAUCAUUGCCUCGAUGAUCUUAUCCUUUGAGCUGCCCUUUGUGUUAGUUCCUCUUCUCAAGUUCACUAGCUGCAAAAUCAAGAUGGGUUCACACGUAAACCAUAUGGCGAUUUCAGCUUUGACAUGGGUCAUUGGUGGUUUAAUCAUGGGGAUAAAUAUAUACUAUAUAGUAAGCAGUUUCACUAAAUUGCUUAUACAUAGUCACAUGAAGCAUGUCCUUGUCGUCUUUUGUGGAAUUCUUGGGUUCUCAGGCAUUGCCAUCUACUUAGCCUCCAUAGCUUAUCUUGUCUUUCGAAAAAACGGAGAAGCUGGUCCUCUUCUUGCUUCGACUAAUUCACAAACUGUGGAGACACUUCCUAGACAAGACAUUGUCGACAUGCAGUUUGGUAAAGCGUCUACAUCCAAUGCUGAUUGAAUCUUAUUCAAUCAUAUCAGUACUAGGACUCAAAUAAAGACCUUUUGAUAGUGGUUCUUAGACUUUAUCAGAAUUGUUUUUUUUUCUAGUAGGUUUUAUGUAAGGAAGAACGUUACAAUGACAUCGGAUAAUAAAAUCAUUGUUUCCA